Messenger RNA from Phragmites australis (common reed), 1819 nucleotides. RefSeq names its product replication factor A protein 1-like. Gene Ontology annotation, molecular function: DNA binding. Lineage: Eukaryota; Viridiplantae; Streptophyta; Magnoliopsida; Poales; Poaceae. Gene Ontology annotation, biological process: DNA recombination; DNA replication; DNA repair. The coding region runs from base 9 to 617 and encodes 202 amino acids. Gene Ontology annotation, cellular component: nucleus. The record is from RefSeq and is a predicted model, not a curated record. The transcript is spliced from 3 exons.
CUCUUUAUAUGUCCAUACUGCAGGGCACUGCAAUGUAUGUUGAAAUUGCAGCUGACAAUAUUGAGACUAAAAAGUCAUUACUUGCAGAAGGAAAAAUAUAUACAUUCAGGAGGUUUAGAGUUUUAAAAUCUAAGACCACUUAUAGACCUGUCGAAUCAGAGUUUAUGAUUGACAUCACCUACCAUACCUUAAUCGAGGAAAACUAUGAUGCUCCAUCCGAUUUCCCACUCUAUACCUACAGCCUGACAAACUUUGCUGAUCUACCUAUGCUUGUUGGUGAAACCAAGCGUUUCAUCGAUGUAAUUGGAAUGAUCACAGAAAUUUCUGAGCUAGCCACCAUUCAGCUUCAAAAUCAGCAAAGGCCUACACUCCGAAGAACUAUUACAUUGAAAGAUUCAAGCAACUAUGAAAUGAAAUUAAAUUUAUGGGGCCAAAGAGCUUCUGAGUUUGAUUCCGAUCAGAUAUGCCAGCUCAGCCAAGACCAUCCAGUGAUUGUCAUCUUUGUUGGUAUGCUUAUGAAAUCUUACAAAGGUACGAUUCGAUUCGAGUUACUUUCAGCUUUAUUAAUUCUUACAAUAACUCUGCUUCUUAGCUGUGAAAAAUCACUCCCUGUAUGACCAGCAAUGUCCUCCCACAAAUAUAACAACAUGGUUUCGUCUUUAACUCUGAAUCUUAAAAAAUCACUAUUUCAUCAACAUGUUGCAUGAUAGUGAUGUUUUUAUUGCAAUAUUCACAGCACGCAACUUGAUAUAUCAUAUAAUAACCACAUUCGCCCACUUGGAGAUCAUACUUUCGAUGUAUAUUCGUGUCUUUUUUGUAUCUGAAUAUUAUUCAGUUGUAUGUGUAAACAUAUUUCUCGUAGAAUUGCUGCUUCUCUAAUAACAGUUUUGUAUAUGUUUGCAUUUCUUUCUAGAAUACUUGUUAUUUUCCACAUAUUAUUGGUUACUUUCAGUGAUCUGAUUUUCCACCAUCCCUUUUACUUUAAUUACUAUGCCUCAAACAUAUCUUCCGUUGUAAACUCCUGGUGCACGAGAAAAAAAGAUAAAAAACGACAGAAAAUAAGGAUCUCUGGUACUUACUAUUUAGCACAAUAGUGCACUUGGAUUUUUAACAGAUAUACCAAUUGGAAAAUGUGAAGCGUAAAAAAAAAAUACAUACAGGUAAUAUUAGCUUCCUGUUCUCGCUUUACCUUCGGUAUUUAUCAAAUCAAAGAGCUUCUCAGUUUCAGCAUGAUCAGAUAUAUGAGCUUACCCAACACUGUACACUCUUUGUUAUCUUUAUUGGUAUGUUUAUCAAGCGUUAUAAACGUACAAUUUACUUCAGAUUAUUUUCAAGUUUAUUAACUCUUAUUUGACUCAAGACAAAAUUUUACAUACGUAUUACCCUCUUUUUCUAUCUGAAUCUUACUCAGUUGUGCUUAAGCAUACUUCUCCAUAUAUCCUUUAAUAGCAGCCUUCUCCAGAUUUGCAUUUGUUCUUAACACAAGCAUUUUUCCCCAUAUAUCAUUGCUCAAUUUCACUGCUCUGAUUUUUCAUGAUCCCUUUUACUUUAACUAUUCUAUCCAAGACAUACUUUUCCUUUCGCAUUGGUAUUGUAAGAGGAGGGGGCCGAGGGCAAGAAAAAAAAAGCAUAUUUCCUAUUCCCUGCUUAAGAUAAUAGUACACCCAACAUUUUAGCAGAAAUACCCAUCGUCGAAUGACAUAAGCAAUGUAAAAAAAAAGGCUAUAAUUUUAUAUCCCUCUUCUCAAAUUAGCUUUAGUUACCAUCUUUAUUUUUACACUUACAUUACUUUCUACAUAUAACAUUACUCCAAAAUAAA